AAUUCAAAAUGGCAGUGCCCGGGCAUCGAUCAAACAAGCAUAAUUUUCCGGAAUUACAUUUUUAUUAUAUUUAUUUUUAAAUUAUUCGAAAUAUGUGUAUAAACAAAAGUACAAGUUUGCAUAAUAUAAUUAACUCUAUUUUCAACUAGUCAAAGUUUCCAAAGAAGUGUAUUCAUUGGUGGUGGCGCAUAAUAAAAUCGCGUUUGUUAUUCCCGGCGUAUAUAUGUAUAUGUAUAUAAUAUUUCUGACUGUUAUAUAGGUUAUGUUUGUUUAAACGACGUUUAUUAUAAUAUAAAUCGAAAAACAAUUAAAACGUUGUUAUAAAACAGCGUGAAUUAAAUAAAAUUAUGCUUUCUUGAUAAAUUUAUUAAUUUUCGGAAUUUAAAGAAAAAAAAAAAUUAUAGAAUUUUGAUACUCUCGAAUUAAAAAGAAAAAUCUAAAUAAAAUGUUUAAAAACACAUUCCAAAGUGGAUUUCUCUCCAUACUUUAUAGUAUUGGCAGUAAACCAUUGCAAAUUUGGGACAAAAAAGUGAGAAAUGGACAUAUUAAAAGAAUUACCGAUAACGAUAUUCAAAGUUUAGUGCUUGAAAUUCUUGGUAGUAAUGUCAGUACAACAUAUAUUACGUGUCCUGCUGAUCCUCGAAAAACUUUGGGAAUUAAGUUACCAUUUCUUGUGAUGAUAAUUAAAAAUCUAAAAAAGUAUUUUACUUUUGAAGUACAAGUGAUUGACGACAAAAAUGUUCGUAGAAGAUUUCGAGCAAGUAAUUAUCAAUCGACAACAAGGGUAAAACCAUUUAUUUGCACAAUGCCAAUGAGAUUAGACGAUGGCUGGAAUCAAAUACAAUUUAAUCUAGCUGAUUUUACACGUCGUGCAUACGGUACAAAUUAUGUGGAAACAUUGAGAGUUCAAAUUCAUGCAAAUUGCAGGAUACGUCGUGUUUAUUUCUCUGAUAGACUUUAUUCCGAGGAUGAAUUACCAGCUGAAUUUAAAUUAUUUUUACCAAUUCAAAAUAAAGCCAAGUGUUAAUAUUUUAUAGCUCAAUUUUGUCUGCAGUUACAAUUUGUUUAACGUACAAAAUUAAUUAAGGAUUAGAAUAUUAUUCAAUUAAUAAGGUAAAAAGUGUCCUUCAUAUACAUAAAUAUAUAUAUAUAUAUAUUUGACUUUGAAAAAAAGUAAUAAAUUUGUUAUGCGAUAAUUAUA
Messenger RNA from Leptopilina boulardi, 1201 nucleotides. It is a transcript of the gene Bug22, whose product is annotated as cilia- and flagella-associated protein 20. Gene Ontology annotation, biological process: positive regulation of cell motility; regulation of cilium beat frequency involved in ciliary motility; cilium assembly. Lineage: Eukaryota; Metazoa; Arthropoda; Insecta; Hymenoptera; Figitidae. The record is from RefSeq and is a predicted model, not a curated record. Bases 446 to 1027 code for a protein of 193 amino acids. Gene Ontology annotation, cellular component: motile cilium; ciliary basal body. The transcript has 2 exons.